GUCAGCGUCGGAGACUGAAGCUAUUUUUAUUUUUUUAAUUUUUUGAUUCAGGUAUUAAAAAAAAAAAAAAAAAAAAGAGCAAGAAAUAGAAAUGUGAGAGAGAAAGAAAAAUUCAAUUCUUUCACGUCAGGAAAUUUUUUUAUUUAAAUAUUCAACGUUCUUGAAUUAUCGAUGGGAAAAAGCUGUUUAAAUUAUGGCAAUAAUUGCAUUUUUAAAUGCAAUUUGCGCCCUCACUAACCACCAAGUAAUUUCAGAGUAAAAAUUAACAAAUAAAUAAAAUAAAUAAAAAAAAUCAAAAUUUGACUUUAACAACUCUGUGUAUCAAAUCAACGCCAUGAAAUUUAGAUCUCUGUGAAAGAAACCCAAUUGAGUUGUGGCCUUGAAUGUGAGCUAGAAUGGCCGAACUGUUGGUUUGGGUGGUGGUGGUGGGAUUGUUUGGUGGGUGCAUUAAUGGAGGUUGGAGCGCUGAGACGGGUCAGGAGGCUCCGAGGAUCCACACGCUGUUCUCGGUGGAGUGCCAGAACUACUUUGACUGGCAAACAGUGGGUCUCAUGCACAGCUUCAAGAAAGCCCAGCAACCAGGACCCAUUACCCGACUCCUCAGCUGUACGGACGAGCAGAAGAAGACUUACAGAGGGAUGAAUUUGGCACCAACUCUUGAGGUUCCUUCUAUGAGCAGGCACCCGAAAACUGGUGAUUGGUACCCUGCAAUUAACAAACCUGCUGGAAUUGUACACUGGCUUAAACAUAGUAAAGACGCUGAGAAUGUCGAUUGGGUUGUGAUUCUGGAUGCAGACAUGAUCAUACGAGGCCCAAUUAUACCUUGGGAACUUGGUGCUGAGAAAGGCAGACCUGUUGCAGCAUAUUAUGGGUACUUGGUUGGAUGUGAUAACAUUCUUGCUCAGUUGCAUACCAAGCAUCCAGAACUCUGUGAUAAAGUUGGUGGACUUUUGGCCAUGCAUAUAGAUGAUCUUCGGAAACUAGCACCCAUGUGGCUUUUGAAAACAGAAGAAGUACGGGAAGAUAAAGCUCACUGGGCAACCAAUAUUACUGGUGACAUCUAUGGGCAGGGAUGGAUCAGUGAGAUGUAUGGAUACUCUUUUGGUGCAGCAGAAGUUGGACUUCGACAUAAAAUCAAUGAUAAUUUAAUGAUUUACCCUGGCUACAUCCCACGAGAAGGUGUUGAGCCUAUUCUUCUUCACUAUGGCUUGCCAUUUAAUGUAGGAAAUUGGUCCUUUAGCAAAUUAGAGCACCAUGAAGAUGAUAUAGUUUAUAGUUGUGGCAAACUCUUUCCUGCACCUCCAUAUCCUAGAGAGGUAAAAUUGAUGGAGCCUGAUGCAUAUAAAAGGCGUGCUCUGUUCCUAAAUAUAGAGUGUAUAAAUACUUUAAAUGAGGGUCUUUUAGCACAACAUGCUGCAAAUGGUUGCCCUAAACCAGUAUGGUCAAAAUACUUGAGUUUUCUGAGGAGCAAAACUUUUGCUGAACUGACUCAGCCGAAACGUCUUACUCCUGCUAGUUUGCAAAUGAUGGACGAGAAUAGAGAAAAGCCACAGAUUGUGGAUGAAGAGGAGAAACCUUAUCCAAAAAUCCACACAGUUUUCUCCACAGAAUGCACGCCUUACUUUGAUUGGCAGACUGUAGGAUUUAUGCACAGUUUUAACUUGAGUGGCCAGCCUGGAAAUAUCACACGUCUUCUCAGCUGUACUGAUGAUGAUUUGAAACAAUAUAAGGGCCAUGAUCUGGCACCGACCCAUUAUGUCCCUUCCAUGAGCCAGCAUCCACUAACAGGAGAUUGGUACCCAGCAAUUAAUAAACCAGCAGCAGUCCUUCAUUGGCUUAAUCAUGCGGUUAUUGAUGCAGAGUUCAUAGUCAUUCUUGAUGCUGAUAUGAUAUUGAGAGGUCCAAUUACACCAUGGGAAUUCAAAGCAGCACGUGGCCGGCCAGUUUCAACUCCCUAUGAAUACCUUAUUGGCUGUGAUAAUGAGCUAGCAAAGCUCCAUACGCGUCAUCCUGAGGCUUGUGACAAGGUCGGGGGUGUAAUAAUCAUGCACAUAGAUGACCUCAGAGAAUUUGCUUUAUUGUGGUUGCAUAAAACUGAGGAAGUCCGUGCUGACAAAGCUCAUUAUGCCACAAAUAUCACUGGUGAUAUAUAUUCAUCGGGUUGGAUUAGUGAGAUGUAUGGGUACUCAUUUGGCGCAGCAGAGUUGAAUUUACGGCAUCUCAUAAGCAAUGAGAUCUUAAUAUACCCAGGAUAUCCUCCUGAACCAGGUGUCAGAUACAGGGUUUUCCACUAUGGAUUGGAGUUCAUUGUUGGGAAUUGGAGCUUUGAUAAAGCAAAAUGGAGGAAUGUCGAUAUGGUUAACAGAUGCUGGGCCAAGUUUCCAGACCCACCUGACCCUUCAACACUUCAAUGGACCGACAAGCAAACUCAGCAGAAGGAUUUGCUUAGCAUAGAAUGUGCCAGGACGCUGAAUGAAGCAUUACGGCUGCAUCAUGAGAGAAGAAAUUGCCCUGAUCCCAAUUCCUUAUCCAACUCAAACUCUGGUACAACUAAGGAACCUAUUAUCAUUUCUAGGAAAUUUGGCAAAUUUGAUGAGAAUUUUACUGUAGGAAGCAACCAUGUGCAAAUCAAUCAUUCAAUGGAAUCAUCCAAACCCCCUACAGGAGAUGGGAUGUUUAGUUCUUUUAGAUUCUGGGUGAUUAUCUUGUGGGUAAUUUCAGGGUUGGGUUUCUUGUCAGUCAUGUUGGUACUGUUCUCGGGUGGAAAAGGAAAAGGAGCAAGGGGUAAAAACUAUCGAAACAAGAGAAGAACUUCGUAUUCAGGAUUCAUGGAUAUGAAUGGAAGAGAUAGGCUUAUCCGCAAUGUUGAAGCAUCUUUAUAACGUUCUUUAGGUGGAGUGAAACCUUCUUUGAAAAAGUGACAAUUUGCAUCAAGGGCUUUACAGAAAGGCAAUCCAUACUUACACUAAAUCUGCUGUGCCAAACCAUGUUGCAUUUCCUGGAGUCAGUGGUCACUUCAACUAAUUGCAAGGGUAGAAAUACAAAACUGGGAUAUCAUGGACAAGGGCGUGACUGGUUUAUGUCAAUAUCAAGUAGCAAGUUUUAUUCUUGACUUAUUUUUCUCCAUACCAAUUGUAUAUUUGCGGUACAUUUGGUUACGUUGUGGUCAUCAUAUUGUUGUAUCCUUGGUGUGCGGAAGCUGUACUGCUUAUAUAUUUGAUUCCAAUUUUGGGAGAAAAAAAAAAGAAAAAAAAAAAGAAGAAGAUUAUUUCUUUUCUUUC
Molecule: messenger RNA, 3281 nt
Organism: Ziziphus jujuba (common jujube)
Lineage: Eukaryota; Viridiplantae; Streptophyta; Magnoliopsida; Rosales; Rhamnaceae
Product: peptidyl serine alpha-galactosyltransferase
Exons: 8
Coding region: 396-2882 (828 amino acids)
Molecular function (GO): glycosyltransferase activity
Source: RefSeq, a predicted model, not a curated record